This is a messenger RNA of Choloepus didactylus (southern two-toed sloth), 2366 nucleotides long. RefSeq names its product BOP1 ribosomal biogenesis factor (gene BOP1). NCBI's taxonomy places the organism in Eukaryota, Metazoa, Chordata, Mammalia, Pilosa, Megalonychidae. Gene Ontology annotation, molecular function: protein binding; ribonucleoprotein complex binding. The record is from RefSeq and is a predicted model, not a curated record. Gene Ontology annotation, cellular component: PeBoW complex; preribosome, large subunit precursor. The coding region runs from base 76 to 2286 and encodes 736 amino acids. The transcript has 16 exons. Gene Ontology annotation, biological process: maturation of LSU-rRNA from tricistronic rRNA transcript (SSU-rRNA, 5.8S rRNA, LSU-rRNA); ribosome biogenesis.
CGCCCCGCGCGCGCACGCGGCCGGCUCGCUGCCGGAAGAGGCCGUUCGGGUUGCGGAACCGGCGUGUGGCGAAGCAUGGCGGGGCCGCGGGGUGCGCGGCCGGGAAAGCGGCCCGCGGAGCCGGAGCCGGAGCCGGAGCCGGAGUCCGAGGAGGUCUCUCUCCUCUGCCCACCUGUUCCCAGCCACAGCGAGGCCAGCGACUCGGGCCCCUCCGACAGCGAGGAGAGUGUGUUCUCAGGCCUUGAAGAUUCCGGCAGCGACAGUAGUGAGGAUGGCGAUGAGGGAGACGCCGGCGCCAGCAGCUGCGAGGGCCACUGCAGGGCGGAGAGGACCAGCGAGGUGCGGUUGGAGGCUGGACCCCCUUCCCCGAGGACGGCAGUGGCCGGGAGACCCCAGUGUGAGGACGAGUACCUGGAGGACAGCUCGGACGAGGAGGACAUCCGGAACACGGUGGGCAACGUGCCGCUGGAAUGGUACGCGGACUUCCCGCACGUCGGCUACAACCUGGAUGGCAGGCGCAUCUACAAGCCCGUGCGCAGCCGGGACGAGCUCGACCAGUUCCUAGAUAAGAUGGACGACCCUGACUACUGGCGCACAGUGCAGGACCGGAUGACUGGACGGGACGUGCGGCUGACCGACGAGCAGGUGGCCCUGGUGCGGAGACUGCAGAGAGGCCAGUUUGGGGACGUGAACUUUGACCCUUAUGAGCCCACCGUGGACUUCUUCAGCGGGGACCCCAUGGUGCACCCAGUGACCGGCCGCCCGGCAGACAAGCGCAGCUUCAUCCCAUCGCUGCUAGAGAAGGAGAAGGUGUCCCGGCUCGUGCACGCCAUCAAGAUGGGCUGGAUCCAGCCUCGCCGGCCCCGGGACCCUGCCCCCAGCUACUAUGACCUGUGGGCCCAGGAGGACCCCAACGCCGUCCUGGGGCGCCACAAGAUGCACGUCCCUGCACCCAAGCUGGCCUUGCCCGGCCACGCCGAGUCGUACAACCCCCCUCCUGAGUACCUACCCAGCGAGGAGGAGCGCCUGGCGUGGGAGCAGCAGGAGCCCAGCGAGAGGAAGCUCAGCUUCCUGCCUCGGAAGUUCCCCAGCCUGCGGGCAGUGCCCGCCUACGGCCCUUUCAUCCAGGAGCGCUUUGAGCGCUGCCUUGAUCUCUACCUGUGCCCGCGGCAGCGCAAGAUGCGGGUGAACGUGGACCCCGAGGACCUCAUCCCCAAGCUGCCGCGCCCUCGGGACCUGCAGCCCUUCCCCACGUGCCAGGCCCUGGUCUACAGGGGCCACAGCGACCUGGUGCGCAGCCUCAGCAUCUCUCCGGGGGGCCAGUGGCUGGCUUCAGGCUCCGAUGACGGCUCAGUGCGGCUCUGGGAGGUGGCCACUGCCCGCUGCCUGAGGACGGUGCCCGUGGGGGCUGUGGUGAGGAGCAUCGCCUGGAACCCCAACCCCGCUGUCUGCCUGGUGGCCGUGGCCGUGGAGGACGCGGUGCUGCUGCUGAACCCGGGCCUGGGGGACCGGCUGGUGCUGGGCAGCACUGACCAGCUGCUGGGGGCCUUCAUUCCACCUGCGGAGCCACUGCUGCAGCCAGCCCAGUGGCAGGAGGCCUCGGAGGAGGAGCGGCAGGGGGGCCUGCGGCUGCGUGUCUGCCACGGCAAGCCCGUGGCCCAGGUGGCCUGGCAUGGGCGUGGGGACUACCUGGCUGUGGUGCUGGCGGUGCAGGGCCACACGCAGGUGCUGAUCCACCAGCUGAGCCGGCGCCGCAGCCAGAGCCCGUUCCGCCGCAGCCACGGGCAGGUGCAGUGCGUGGCCUUCCACCCCAGCCGGCCCUUCCUGCUCGUGGCCACGCAGCGCAGCAUCCGCCUCUACCACCUGCUGCGCCAGGAGCUCACCAAGAAGCUGGCGCCCAAUUGCAAGUGGGUGUCCAGCCUGGCUGUGCACCCCGCAGGCGACAACGUCAUCUGCGGCAGCUACGACAGCAAGCUGGCGUGGUUUGACCUCGACCUUUCCGCCCGGCCCUACCGAGUGCUGAGGCACCACAGGAAGGCCCUGCGGGCCGUGGCAUUCCACCCCCACUACCCACUCUUUGCAUCUGGCUCUGACGACGGCAGCGUCAUCGUCUGCCACGGCACAGUGUACAGCGACCUGCUGCAGAACCCGCUGCUGGUGCCACUGAAGGUGCUGAAGGGACACGCGCUGACCCGCGGCCUGGGUGUGCUGGACGUGGCCUUCCACCCGAGCCAGCCCUGGCUGCUCUCUGCGGGUGCCGACGGCACACUCCGCCUCUUCACCUAGGCGCUGCCGGGGGUCCCGGGGUGGGGGUCCCGGGUGGUCGCCCCCAUGCUCCGGACUUCAAUAGAGGCUCUGUUGUUGUU